This is a messenger RNA of Pelobates fuscus (common spadefoot toad), 3327 nucleotides long. RefSeq names its product enamelin (gene ENAM). Gene Ontology annotation, molecular function: structural constituent of tooth enamel. The transcript is spliced from 7 exons. The coding region runs from base 1 to 3327 and encodes 1108 amino acids. Gene Ontology annotation, biological process: ameloblast differentiation; amelogenesis; positive regulation of enamel mineralization. Gene Ontology annotation, cellular component: extracellular matrix. The record is from RefSeq and is a predicted model, not a curated record. NCBI's taxonomy places the organism in Eukaryota, Metazoa, Chordata, Amphibia, Anura, Pelobatidae.
AUGGCCUCCAGUUCAGUAAAAUUCUUGAGUUUGAAUGCUGCAACUGCCUUCUUCAAAUUCCACCAGAAAUUUUUUAUGCGGUUCAAGUCAGGUCUCCAGGAGUUCUUCUGCAACCAAGCCUUGGUGGAAUUUGAGUUAAAAUCCAGGCAGGAAUACUAUAAAAUGGCACCUUUCAUAUUGAUCCUUUAUCUGUUGCAGUCAUCGUGUGCCUUCCCUAUGCACCUUGGACACAGGGGCAGUAACAGCGAGGAGGGAAUGCCUUAUGGACCAUUCAACAACUUGAACAUGCAAAUGCCUCAUGUUGGAUCUUUCUAUGGACUUGGCCUCCCAAACUACUCACAGAUGAUCCAGUUACAGCAUGCACUAGCCAAGCAACCUUUCUCAUGGCUUCAGCAAAAUGCAGCUAAAGAUCACAAAGAUACUAUUUCUCCUCCAAUGCCACGAUUCCCGAUAAACUCUCCACAUUUGGCACACCAUCAGCAGCCAAAGCAACCACCACUACCCAGUAUGCCCCAGUACCAACAUGUCACAAAGCAACCUCAGCCACCUCCUGCACCAGAUUCCCAGUUAACCCCUAUGUUUCCGCCAUAUCCUAGUGGAAUCAACCCAUUUCACCCAUAUUGGCAACAGGGCAACUACUUUGGAUUCUAUGGAUUUGGGAAUAGACCACCUUAUAAUUCUGAAGAAGCAAAUGAAGAUGAAGAACAAGCUAAAACCGAGAAAGAGCCCCCGAAAGCAGAGAGUCCAGUAACCGAGUCAAGCAAUGUAACAGUUGACAUAAUUUCAACAACAGUAGGCCCAAUCCUGGGAAACAAUGCCACACAUAAUACAAGUCUGGUUGGUGAGAACUCACAAAAUGUUAGACCAGAUGGUCAAAAUAUAUUACCAGCAGCUGGACCUUUUAUACCUGGUAAUAACAGAAGAAAUAUAGAGAUAUUAUCUAGUUCAUUCAGACCCUCACACAACAUAUAUAGGCCACCAUAUCAGCAGAAUAUUUUACAAAACCCCCAACAUAAGUAUUACACAGUUAACAAAAUUCUAGUAGGGCGUGGAGACAAUCCAAACAAUAUUCGCCCACAUAAUCACUUAAUCAAUAAAGCCCCCUUAACAAAUAGUUUUGAUUCUGGAAAAAUGCCUAGCCACAAGGAAACCCAGCCCUCUUAUGCAGCAAGAAAAACAGAUGUGUUGAGGCAAGGCCAUGCUAAUGGCUACAAGGGUAUUUUCCAAGAUCCUGGAGCCACGUUGUCAAGACAUGAAGAUGUUCAGCCACAUAGUGGUAGUACUAGGCCAUACCUUGGAGAUCCCAUGAAACAUUAUGAAAAUAGUCCAGUAAAAGAUCAUUCACCUUGGCAAGUUAACAAAAACACCUCACCUAACCAAAAAUUUAUCCUUGUCCAUCCACGAAACAAUGAACAUAUAAAUGAAUAUAAAAGACAGCCAAUUACUACAGAUCAUAAGCAAAAUAUCCCAAGGGGGCUGUUUUCUAAUCAGCAGCCUAUUCAACAUCAAAACAAGGGGAGUGAUCAGAAAAAUUAUGUACAGCAUAAUAAAGUCAAUAAUCGAGGUCAAAUCGGCAAAGUUCUAAAUAAGGAUAAUGGCUUUUUUAAACAAAGUGAAGUUCUUCCACCCGCAGGGGAUGCUACAUUUUAUGAGAAAGAUGGAAGAGUUUUUCAGAAAGUUAACACAUGGAACAGCAAACAAGGCAACACAGAAACUGUUAGAAUUAAUUCUGGGCCACAGCAGGAAACCAUUUUUAUUUUAAGUCCAAUUACUUCAAGUGACAACCCAGUGCUCCACAAUAACCCCCUGGGGCAAAGUCCAGCCAAUUCAUUGAAUAUUGAUUGGGAAAAGACAAUAGAUCAACAUGGAAACCCACAAUAUAACAUAUUGGGCCAAAGAAAUAUUGAUCUUUAUCCAGAGACUGAAUUUUAUGGCCAAGCUAGCAAUGUACCUAACACAGGAAAACAAUCUUGGGACAAUGGAAUAGGUUUUAAAAGCCCUCAAUAUGACCAGCUAGACCCAUUAGUGGAUGCUCAGCAUACCCCAGCAAAUCCAAUAAGUCAAGAUAUAUAUAUUAUCAAUGAUGGAGCUCCAACCAGUGAAAGAAGAUAUGUUCUAAUUUCCAAUCUAGAGUCAUCAAAAUACCCUGAGAAUCCCACCUUUGCUGCCAAUAGACCUUUGUAUCAAGUCAAACACUCCCCCAUGACCCCACACAAAGCAGUCAAUUCCUAUGAUUUUGUUGGUUAUGAUGCUUAUUCACAAACACAAAAUAAAAAUAUACCACAUGUGGCAAAUAGACAGUUUGAGACAACAGAAAGUGAGCAAUUUAAUAUUGGAAGUGAACUACAUCCUGAUCAGAUUGAUCCUAUUCAUCUACAACUAUCACCUUAUUCUGAAAUGCGUUCCUGGAGUUACAAUCCAGUUGAAUUUUCACAUUCUCGCACAAAUUAUGAUACUUAUCCUUCUGGUAUGAGAGGACAGCCCUCAUAUCAAAGAGAAAUGGGAAUAGACUAUGGAGGUUCCAGGCAUUACACCUGCACUCUUCCUAUAGUCGAUGGUGACCUAACAGGAGGACACACCAACCAAUUGCUAUAUGUUUGCUGUAAACUUUCUGAUGUGCAAUCAGGGACUCCUUCAGGACCCAUGGAAAGCCCCAAUGAUUUUAGAUUAACCCUAAAUGAAUAUAAUGAAUGGGUCCCAUAUCAAGAUAGAACUCACAGGCAACAUACAAGAAAUGUAAUAGAUUCUCCAAAUGUUGGUUAUAACCAGAACAGCAAUACACUAACAAAAGGCUGCAAUAUCACAAAUUACGAAAAAAUAAUGACUUCUGAAAGAGAACACCAUGAAACAUUACCGUGCUUAACUAAAGGAUGUCAUGACCAGAAAAAGGAACAUCCACAUUACAGUUUGGAUGUUAUUGACUCAAAACCAUGCAGUAGAGGAGAUUCGGACAUAGACCUAUCAACUUCUCCUAAGAAAAUUGCUAUGACUAUUGAAAAUACAGAAGGACGAUCGAUAAAUAUCCAGGAUGAUGGAUCACUUUACAGAAGAAUAGAGAAUGAUGUCUUGCCAAAUAAAGCAACUGGAAAAUUACUACGUAUUUUGACCUGUUCCAAAGACAGGCAAAACCAUACAGCUAAUAUUUUGAAAAAUGUAGGUGGAGGCAAACCAAGUGCAUUCUCUUUAAAGCAUGACAUUCCCAUUGAAGAGGCAACAACCGAUGCAGGUCUUAUUAGGCCUGAUGGGUCUUCUGUGUUGUACCAACCACAGGAAAGCAAAGUCAAUGCAGAUAGCAGUGUGCCAGAUUGUUUAGUACUUAACAAAUAA